Molecule: messenger RNA, 2925 nt
Organism: Peronospora matthiolae
Lineage: Eukaryota; Oomycota; Peronosporomycetes; Peronosporales; Peronosporaceae
Source: the annotation of a GenBank genome assembly
AUGCGCUUCGACCGCCUGCGCACGCGCAGCACGAGCGCGCGCCCCACGCCGAAACCCGCCGACACGGACGCGCGUCCCCGUCGCUGCCACAGCGUCAUGCCGCGCGCUCCCGAUCCCGCCGUUCCCCGUGCUCCAGGUCCAUCCCCCGCGUCAUCCGCGUCGUCUGCCUUGUUACUUCAGACCCACUCGGACACCAUCCACUUGCCGCCACUCGACGACCUCUUUCCACGCUCGGAGCUCGAGCCCCGGAUGAAGAAGAAGCUCGUCCGAGUCGCGAACGAGACGUCCAAUGCGCUGAUCAAAGACACGCUCGCAGCUCAUGACGAACCCGGAGCAGUGCUCUGGCGUCCGGCCCAGCGCCUCGGCGGCGCCCCGAGCGGCAUCCACGUCCUCCGUGGCACCGCUCGAGACGUGGACAAGGCGCGCGAAGCCACGCGCGUCCGGGCUGUCAGUGACCACGUGCACGCGAGCAUUGAGGAGUUUGCGCUGCUGUUUAAACUCGACUCGAGUCGCGAAGCAGCCGACCAUUUGCUGCUGUUUAAUGCCGAUCUAGUCCAGCACGCGACGCUGUUUACACUUGUGGCUCCGUCGGGGCAACAGCCGCGACGCUACGUUGGAGUCAAGUGGGCGCUCGUGGCGUCGCCGUCGCGGUUUUUCCGGAAACGGGAUUUCUGCUACUUGGAGUGUCAAAAAGAGUUUAUCGAUGCGAAAGGACGACGCGGGUGGGUCCGGUCGCUCCAUUCGUUGAAGCUCCCGUGCUGUCCGCCACUGGAGAAGAAGUACGGGAUCGUUCGAGCAAGUAUCUAUCGAUCGGGACUCACGGCUGUGGAAACGGAUGAACCUGGUGUGCUUAGCGUCACGUACACGGUCGAGCUGGACUUGAAAGGACGCAUGGCGUUGGAAUUAUUGCAACCCAAGUUUCUCGCGCAGCGUGUCGCGGCGCUCGCGACAGUGGACAAGCUCUUGCAACAGCAACGACUUAGUAGCAGCCCGCUGCUGGGUGAUUUGGAUAUUCCCAAUAAAAAGCGCACGCAAGGCAGCUGUAAUUUGUGCUUUCGUGAGUUGGCGCUCUCAGGGGGACUGAAGGACACGCUGGCAGCGAUUGCUAAUCGAUCCACGAAAUCAAAGCGGUAUGUAUGUCGCAAGUGCGGGGAGGGCGUUUGUCGACGGUGCAGUGACGAUUGGUGGCUCGAUGUACCCGUUGUGGGCCGUACGAAGGUACGUAUCUGCACGGUUUGUUCCGCUGCGGCGAAACAGUCGCACAUUUCAGCGCAUGGAAUACAUGCUGGCACGUGCCCAAUCAGAGGAUCCGAGAAUGGUGAAGUGUCGCAGGUCGAGGGUGAAACACAUCCGAAUUUGCUAGACUUACCGCUGCAGCACGCGAAGCGACACUCGGUGUCGUUGGUGGAGCGGCGUGAUGGUGCCGCGCCAUUCUUCGUGCAACAAGAGGAAUUGAAGCGUGAUCUCGAGUUGCGGGCUACCGAGCUAAACCGACGCGUUAAGAUCUGGGACGAGAUGCAGGUGUAUGAGCGCGAUUCUAGCUUGCAACCGGACCAGCAGCAGCGUGUACACAUGUUGCAAGAGCAACGUAAGCGUACGACGAAAGCUCGCGAGCACAAGAAGGACCAGCUUCUCUGUCGUGUACCCCCAUCAAGUUUGUUCGGUCACGAAGAAGAGAAGGGAGAACCUGAAAUGGAAGUGGUACCUCAGCAUCAUCAGACUCGGAGCAUUUCCAAGCACGAGAGUGAGAAAUCAGAUCAACAGCAGAGUUUCGAUCAGAACCCUUCGUUUGUGUCAUCAGAGGACACCAGUUCCCAGGAAUUUAGUGAUUCAGAGGGAGAACCUGUCAUUAGGCUAACAGCUGAAGCCGGGAGCCAACUGUCGUCGCACUACCGCGAUAGUGAUUUGUCGGACUACGAAGAGCACACGAUCGAUGGUUUGGGUGAAAUUCGCACCACCACGGACAUAACGCGCUGGUGGCAAGAUCAACAGUGUACGAGCGAGGCUAAUGAACAGGAACAGCUCCGGCCGCGAGCAGAUCUAUCACCGGUCUCGUCGUUAAGAAACGAUACACGAGAUGCCAGUGACAAUGAUGACGGGAAAGAAGGAGAAUGUAAAAUGCGCCAAGUACAACAGCAGCCAUUACGAACGGUAUCAUCUGAGGAGCAGGAAAUGGUUAAUGCGUUUAUCGACCGGAAACGAGAGUCGAAGAACGAAAUCCAGCAUCAGCGACACAAGUACGACCCUCAGCAGCGACAGCAACUGGAGGAGUUUGAAGAGCUGGCUCGAUAUCAGGAGGAACAGGCUCGUCGUCGUCAGCAGUCUGAUUUUGAGGAGAUGGCGCAGUAUCAGGAGGAGCAAGUCCGUCGGCGAUAUGAAACAGCUAAUCCUCUGGUCCACCGAGUUGAGUCUAGAAAGCCAUGUUGCGGUCCCUCUACUUCGGCACUGAAUCAGAUUCAGCAACAGCAACAGAAGCUGGAGCAUUUGCGUCGCGACCGCCAGGUAGGCGGGGACGAUCUGUCCGUGUGUAAUGCACAGAACAGCGAUAUAUCGUCCUCGAAAGAGCGGUACCUUCAGCAGCAGCGACAGCAGCACCUUGAUGUGGAUACUGAGAAGCGCGCUCGCGUUUGCGGAAAUCAAGCACUUGACGAAAGUAUUGGGGAUGACGUUGAGUUGAUGGAAACCUCUCAGGGUGAAUGGGUUCCCGCCAAUCACGCGCGCACCAGCAAGUUGGUGUCAGCAGUUCCGUCUGUAGUAAGCCCGCCCAGACGCGGUUUUGGGCUCUGCAGCUUUUGUGGCUCUCCCAAGUUCACGUGCGAAAAGGGCUCGGAGAAGCCUAGCUGCGAGUGCAAUGCAACGCCGACAAAGACAACUGGCACUGUUCUGUUCGACGGAAAAUGGAUCAGCACCCCCGGAGUAUCUUGA